CUGAAGUGGAAAAUGCAUCCCAAACCCAUAAAGGUUUCAGCACCAGACUGAGAAAAUGUCCCUCUGUGUGUGAAACAAUUAGUCCGGGUUACGUAUUGGAGCAACAGUUGUACAGUUGGAGUACAAGGGUGCAAUAAGCAGUCAGGUUUGGACACGUUGCGUUGCUGCUCGUGGAUCAGCUCCACGGGGAUGGAUGCAGGCGUCAGGUCGAUGCCUCUGAGCGCCAUCUCUGCGUCACUGCGCUUUAUUGACUUUUGAUCAGGAAGACUGAACUCAAAGUACGCAAACAGAAGAACCUGCCAUCAUGUCUGUCUAUUCUCUGAGCCCUUUUCCCUUCCCUGUGGUCACAUCUACUGCCAUGCCUGCCUUCAGGUCUUGGGAGAAGGCCUUGACAAGUACAGCUGCCCAGAGUGUCAGGCUGAGUACCAGGGAACCACAGCCCUUGUGAAAAGCUUUAAAAUGUGCAAUAUUGUGGAGACCUACAAAGCCACCGCUGGGAAAAAGAGCUUGACGGAUGCCUCUGAUGACAUCCCAGUUACUUCCAAGAGUAGCCACAGCUCUGUCACACAUGAAACGGACGCAAAAAACCACCACAGCAGUGCAACAGCUGGUGAGAACCAAGAGGAUGGUGCAGAAUGCAAAGAUGGCUGUAAAUCUGUCUCCACAGAGCAAGGCUCUAGUGUUGAAGCUCUAAAAGGCAGUAACAAUGGCAAAAUGGAGAUGGAUGAGCCCAAAUUCAAACUUGCAUCACAAGUCACAGAGUUGAACCUAAAGUUAGAGAUGGCAGAGAGUGUGCUGAGAGAAGAAAAGGAAUUGGAGUCUGAGGUGACCGCCUCCAACUCUCAACUGAGAGAAAAAGCCUCCAAACUUUUGGAGCAGGUAAAGGAUUUGGCGCAGAGCUACUGCACUCGGGUGGCACAGAUGAUAGAGGAAGAGUUGGGUCCAGGUGAGGCCAGCGUACGCAGUCGAGUCAGCGAGGCCUCUGAGCUUACAAAGCAACUGAGGAAGGCUGUGCUCAAAGCUGAAUCUCUGCUGAGUGAGGAGGAUGAGAGCGCGUUUAGCGAUGAGCUGCAGAGACUCCAACCGUGCAUCGUGCAGCUGCUGGCCAAGCCCGGCAGAGGAGAUGUGGACCUUGUCGAAACCAAAGUCAACCCUGCACGAGCUUGCCCCAAGCUGGAAAACAUGAACUCUGAAAUGAGGGAAACGCUUGGAGAGAUUCAGCGCUCCCUCCGGAACACACUCAACCCAUCAGAGGUGGCCUUUGACCCAGAAACCGCCCAUCCUAAUCUCCUUCUCUCAGAGGACUUGAAGACGGUGACUUACAGUGCUGUCAAACAGCCCUACCCAUCCUCCUUUCAGAGGUUUACCAACUUCUUUCAGGUUCUCAGCACCCAGAGUUUUUCGGAGGGGGAUCACAGCUGGGAGGUGGAGCUGGAGGGGUCUCCGUGGAUCAUCGGUGUGUGCUACAGUGGGAAGUUGGCCCGCAGCGGGCUGCCAUCUGCCUUAGAAAGCAGCCGGAGCUCCUGGUGUCUAAUGUGGUUCAACAACCUGCUGACGGCUUUUGAGCAGGGUCAAAGUGUUCCCCUGAAGAGGACCACAGUGUCACGCAGGCUUGAGAUCAAGCUGAGUUUCAAGACCCACAGGCUGAGCUUCUACAACAUCAGCCCCACCAGUCCAAAGACUCAUAUCUAUACCUUUAAGGCAAACCUGACUGAACCAGUGCACAUAGCCUACCGGAUGAUGUCAGGACACCCCAAAGCUCUCUUCUUAAGCGGCUCUGACACCAUGCUAGCCACAGUGACCGCUGUGGCUAGGCUUGCUCAAUACAAUGGCACCACAACACCUUCAUCUCCGGAAAACACAUCAGCAUUCCCAACAUGGCAACCUGACAGUGAAGCCAACAUCAGCAAGCCUCACAAAUGUCUCCAGGUCCUGUAUGAGGACAUUGGAGAUUCCAGGGUGCGGUUCUGGGACAUUUUUCUGCUGGUGCCUAAUGUGGCUUUCUUUGUGUUCCUGAUGUGGAAGUUGCCCUCCGCCAGGGCAAAGAUUCGACUAACCUCUAGCCCCAUUUUUGUCACCUUCUACUUGCUGGUUUUCGUUGUUGCGGCAGUUGGAAUCACCCGAGCUAUUGUGUCCAUGACAGUCAGUGCAUCCAAUGCUGCCACCAUUGUGGACAAAGUGCUGUGGGAAAUCACCCGUUUCUUCCUGCUUGCCAUUGAACUCAGCGUCAUUAUCUUUGGGCUGGCCUUUGGCCACCUUGAGAGUAAGUCCAGCAUAAAGCGUGUGCUGGCCGUUACUGCUGUGCUGGCUCUGGCAUACUCCAUCACACAGGGCACGCUGGAAAUACUGUAUCCAGACAGCCACCUGUCAGCGGAGGACUUCAACAUCUACGGUCAUGGAGGGCGGCACUUCUGGUUGGCCAGCUCCUGUUUCUUCUUCUUGGUUUACUCCUUGAUCGUGAUUCUGCCUAAAACCCCAGCAAGGGAGAGGAUAUCUCUGCCAUCUAAGAGGACUUUCUACGUGUAUGCUGCCAUCCUGUCUUUUCUGAACCUGGUUCAGGGCCUGGGCAGUGCUCUGCUGUGUGCAGGAAUCAUAGAGGGUCUCUGCUGUGUGGAUGUUACCACAUUCCUUUACUUCUCUGCCUUCGCUCCGCUCAUUUAUGUCACAUUCCUGAAGGGCUUCUUUGGUUCGGAGCCCAAGAUCCUGUUCUCUUACAAGUCCCAGGUGGACGAACCAGAUGACAGCGACGUCCACCUCCCCCCCACAGUUGCUGCUGGCCUUGGCCGAAAAGACCUGAUGGACCAGGGUCUGUACUACUCCUCCACCCAGAUCGAUGGCUCUGGUCCCCACAGCUCUCGUAUGGUUGGAGCUUACCUGGACGAUGUCGCAUCCGGACCCUAUGGUUCCAGCAGCAUCAACAGCAUUGAGGCUGACCGCUGGAGGCCUAUCAAUGUGUGAAAAGGGCAAGAGAAUACAUACAGACUUAAAAUGCUGUGCAUAUGUACUAAAUUCAAGAGAAUGGCAAUAAAAUAAGUUGUCCAAUGAGACAUUGCAGAUUCAAGCGGUGGGAAACCAAGGAAGGGUAUUCUUGGUCUUGCUUUGAUGCCAAAAUAAGUUAAUAAAUGGACACUUGAGGGGCGACCUUUGCUAACCUGUUUCAGAAGGACUGAAAUGGGUGUCGGCUUUUGUUACGUUGUUUCCAGAAUGUUCCGCUGCUGCCGCUCCACACUCCAGAGCGCUGCCCCUAAAUGUGGACCUGCAGUCCUCACGUUGAUUCUGUUUCACAGGCUCUUGAAUGUGGGUUCAUGCUGAUUGCUUCAGAAAACUCCAGCUCCAAACUCCAACUUUGCAUUCCUCAUUGUGUUUUAACCCAAUUUUUGAAAUGUAAGUUUGCUAAAUCAAUUUAACAUCUUCUUGAGUUAAAACUUGACAUUGGUGCAUUCCCACAAUAAUGAUUUCUGUAAUGAAUUCAUCUCAGAUUAGGUUUGUGGCUGAGCAGGUUAAUAUGUAUUUUCUUUGAAAAGAGCAAGAACUUACUUUUGUUUCCUCAUCAAAUGUUUGGUGACCCUGAUGUUAUAUAGACAGACUAUAUCUAAAAGGCUGUUUACUAUAAUUAACUUGGACAAGUAAUCUUAUGAAACUGCUUCUCACCCACGUUUUUGACUUUGUAGUGUCUUUUAUAAAUAUGUCCAAUUUGCUUUAAGUUCUCUCUCAUACUAGAUUAAUCAUUCCUGCUUCUGAAAAGAUUUUUGUUUCAUAUUUGGUAAUGAAGUCAUGUGUUUUACUUAAAUGACAUAUGUGCAGAAAGCUGUCUGUGAAUUCCAGAACAAAUCAUAAUUGCAUAGCUAGAGUUUAAUUUAAACAAAACUUUAUAGCUCCUGGUGCAGCUUUGAUUCACCCCUCAAAUGUUCUCACAAGUGAUUAAUUUAGAUAUCAAACAGUUAUGCACAGUGUAACACUAUUUGACUAUGGGAUCAUUUUGUAAAAAAUUGAAAGACCUGUCCCACUAAGCAAGUGGGGCUCAAAGCAUGAAAAAUAUCGGUCAUUAAAAGUUGACAAUACCCCCCACCAAAAAAAAGUCUGUUUUGGUUGAUUUCAGGCUUUAUUCUUCAACUUUCAAUGAAUAAAAUGCAAUCAGUGCUUUUCAUUAUUUUUUUGGCAUUGUCAUAUUCAAAUGUUUUUUAAGCCCCUCAUAUCACGUUUCACCAGUGUCACAAUGUUUGAUAUUAAUGAGCUGCAUAUUUAACCUGACAGUGUUUAUGGAUCCAAAAUGUUAGAUUACAUCAACCAAACAGGGAACCAGAUGAGUUUAUGAGAAUGCAUAAAAUUUGACAAAAAUGUAAUAUUCCAUUUUCAAUUUUGAGUGCUUGUGAUUACUUUUGAGUUGCUUGUGAAUUUUGCCUUUACAUGAAAUCACAAUCAGUAUUCCUGUCAAAUACCAUUCUCGGAAAAUCUAGCAGUCAUUCCACAAAUCCUGUUUAACUGCCUUCAUGCUUUAGUGAUUUGGUUGUAUGGUGUUCUAUCUGUGUUACUGCUGUGUGUUGACCAUGCCAUACUGCAAAAAUAAACUCUGGAUUCAUUCAUUUUUUCCCCACUUUUUUUCAUUUUCU
Molecule: messenger RNA, 4610 nt
Organism: Menidia menidia (Atlantic silverside)
Lineage: Eukaryota; Metazoa; Chordata; Actinopteri; Atheriniformes; Atherinopsidae
Source: the annotation of a GenBank genome assembly